Molecule: messenger RNA, 1496 nt
Organism: Vidua macroura (Pin-tailed whydah)
Lineage: Eukaryota; Metazoa; Chordata; Aves; Passeriformes; Viduidae
Product: transmembrane ascorbate-dependent reductase CYB561
Exons: 7
Coding region: 152-913 (253 amino acids)
Cellular component (GO): lysosomal membrane
Molecular function (GO): oxidoreductase activity
Source: RefSeq, a predicted model, not a curated record
CCUGUCCCUGCUCAGACACUGUCACCGCUGGGCCCGGCACAGGCAGCACCACCCGGCACCCACAGGUGCCAGGGAAGAGGAGAGGUGGCUGUGGCAGUGGUGGAGGUGGCUCCGAUCCAUUGAGGGAUAACAAAGCAUAGCACAGGCUGCCAUGGACGGGGCCCCGCCGCCCACCAGCCCCACCGGGCUCUCGGCGUACGUGGCCGUGUCGCAGCUGCUGGGCCUGACGCUCCUGGCCACCACAGGUGCCUGGCUGGGCCGCUACCGGGGCGGCGUGGCCUGGCACAGCCCCCUCCAGUUCAACGCCCACCCCCUCUGCAUGGUGCUGGGCAUGGUGUUCCUCCAAGGUGACGCUCUCCUGGUGUACCGGGUGUUCAGGCACGAAGCCAAGCGCUCCACCAAGGCACUGCACGCGUUGCUCCACGGCCUGGCCCUGGCCAUCGCCCUGGUGGGCAUCAUCGCCGUCUUCGAGUCACACCGGACGAAGGGCAUCCCUGACAUGUACAGCCUGCACUCCUGGUGUGGGAUGGCCACCUUCGUGCUCUACCUCCUGCAGUGGUUCCUGGGCUGUGGUUUCUUUCUGUUCCCCGGCGCCUCCUUCUCGCUGAGAGGGUGGUACAAGCCCCAGCACAUCUUCUUUGGCAUCACCCUCUUCAUCCUCUCCAUCGCUUCCUGCUUGUUGGGAAUUACUGAGAUGCUCCUCUUCAAAAUCAGUGAUUCCUACAGCCACUUUGUGCCUGAGGGCAUCCUGGCCAACACCCUGGGGGUGCUGCUGGUGGCCUUCGGGCUGGUGGUGGGCUACGUGCUGACACGGGAGGAGUGGAAGCGCCCACCACUGGCAGAGGAGCUGGCCCUGUCCAUGGACUUCAAGACCCUGACAGAGGGAGAGAGCCCUGGCGGUGGCAGCCAGUGACAUCCGCAGCUCCUGGUCUCCAGCAUGGGCUCCUUGUGAUGUCUGAAAUGCUCCUGUGCACCCUGUCCCUGGUGGUUUGCAUCUCCGCCCAGCCCAGGGCGACGAGGACAGCUGGAGAAGGACAUGCUUGGUGCAAUGCUGCCUGCUGGACUCAGCUUGGCUUGGCCUUAAUCAUCCUAAGCUCUGCCCAGUGCAGGCCCUGGUGACCCCUGAACCCGUCCCAGCCCUGUGGGAAUGGCAGUGCUGUGGGCAGGGCAGGGGCACGAAGGAGAGGGGUCUCCGGGCUCUUCCUCUUCCCUGCUCUGGGGACAGAGUGGGAGCAGAGAUUUCUGCACUGUGGGCUGUUCUCAGUGCUGAUGGGCAGAGGGGAUGUUUGCCACAUGUUUGUCACCAGGAUGUCCCCCUCACUGGCAGCCCCUCACCCUCCAGCACGGCCCCGUGGUGGGGACGCUCCCCUAAAGGGCUCCCGGGGGGUUCGGAGUGACCCUAUGCCUGUGCAGGUUCAGCAGCUUCGUGUCUGAAGUGUUUUCUCCCCACGCAUGAUGUGUUUGCUCAGUGGAUGCUCCUGACCUAAUAAAAUGUU